AUGAAAUCACGCGUGCAUCAAAAAGACAUCAAAGUAACAUUAAACGAUGUCUUAUAUGUACCUACAGCAAUAAAUAAUCUAUUUUCUUUAACGAGGGUAGAUGAAAAAGGUGGACGUGCAAUCAUAGGAAACGGUCAGAUCACAGUAUUAGACAAAGACCGACAAAUACUUGCAUGUGGCAAGUGCAUCAAAAGAUUAUUAUUAUUAGAUGCGCAAACCAUCCAUCAAACUACCGAAAGUAGUAAUACCGUUAAAGAAGACGAUGUAGAUAAUUGGGAAAUGUGGCAU
Molecule: messenger RNA, 288 nt
Organism: Suillus clintonianus
Lineage: Eukaryota; Fungi; Basidiomycota; Agaricomycetes; Boletales; Suillaceae
Exons: 1
Source: RefSeq, a predicted model, not a curated record